AUGGCUGACGCGUUCGACGACGAAGUUGAUGCGGAGCCCACGAUUUCGAUUGGCGAUUACCUCAAAGCUGUUGAGGAAGAGGAGCUGGAAGCGGAUUUGGUUCUUGGAGGCGAUGAAGGUAAGGAGUGUACCUACAACAAAGGAUACCUUAAGAGGCAAGCUAUUUUCUCCUGUUUGACCUGCACACCUGAUGGGAACGCCGGGGUUUGCACUGCUUGUUCUUUAUCCUGCCAUGAUGGCCAUGAGGUUCUGGAACUAUGGACCAAGAGAAAUUUCAAGUGUGACUGUGGGAACUCAAAAUUUGGGGAGUUCUUUUGCAAGCUCAUGGCAAGCAAAGAUGUAGAGAACUCAGCCAAUAAGUACAACCACAAUUUCAAGGGAACUUACUGCACAUGUGAUCUGCCAUACCCUGAUCCAGAUGUCGAAGAACAAGUGGAGAUGAUUCAGUGUUGUGUUUGUGAGGACUGGUUUCAUGAGGAGCAUAUUGGUCUUCAGCCCGAUCUCAAGAUCCCUAGGGAUGAAGAAGGCGAGCCUCUAUACGAGGAUUUUAUCUGCCAGGGGUGUGCAAAACUUUGUUCUUUCUUGAGUUACUAUCCACAAAUCAUCUCAGCACCAAAUACUUCAGAUAAUAGCACUUCAGGUGACCUGAAGGAAAAGGCUGUUUUGGAAAACACUAAUUCGGUAUCAGCAGGCACUCAUGAGAAUGGCAGUUGUCCCCUUGAACGGAGCAGCUCGAGCAAUGUUAAUUCCAAUACAUCUCCUCCAGAGGCUAACAAUAUGGAAGGUGAAGCUAAGGAAUGUACUGAAGUUGCUGGCCAGAGUAGCGAAUGCAUUUUCGAACACCUGGUCGGGAAAGGUGUACCACCGUCUACCGAAAAUAACAAGCCGCUUUUUCUUUCUAAAAACUGGAGGGAAACACUCUGCACUUGCGGAAAAUGUUCAGAAAUGUAUGCCCAGAAUGGAAUUAGCUUCUUGCUCGACAAAGAGGAUUCUAUUGCCGAGUAUGAGAAGGUGGCAAAGCAGAGGCGAAGCGAGAAUAUGCAGAAACAGGAGGGGGCGGAGAUGAGUUUUCUCAAUAAUCUCGGCCAUGUUGAGAAGAUGGAAAUACUGAGUGGGAUUGCAGACAUGAAGAACGAGAUAUUUUCAUUCCUGGAGUCGUCUGACCCCUCAAAGCCUAUCACGACUGCGGAUGUGCAGCAGUAUAAUACCUUCUCAUUAGUCACCCACGGAGAACCCAGCCACCACCUUUCUCAACCUGUGAGCUGCCGCCAACUUCAAGAUCUGGACGCCACGCGUAGCGCUGUCAUGUUAAUCUAUCGUCGGGCUGCCAUAGAUUUGAGCUAUUGGAGUCAGCCGCACGAAGUUUCGGUCAGCCUUCCUUUAGUCGCCGUCUCAGCCCAUGACUGCUGGUAUUUUGGAAUUCAGCAAGGCCCUCGAUUGACCCUUUUCGUCCCCGUUGAGGUUCAUAAGUGCAGUUGCGCCGCCCUUCGCCACCAACCAUCAGUUAUCCCUCAGGCGUGCAGCAUUAUGAGAAAGAGAACAAUCACGUAA
Striga hermonthica is the source of this 1551-nucleotide messenger RNA. The record is from the annotation of a GenBank genome assembly. NCBI's taxonomy places the organism in Eukaryota, Viridiplantae, Streptophyta, Magnoliopsida, Lamiales, Orobanchaceae.